This is a messenger RNA of Daphnia pulicaria, 1186 nucleotides long. RefSeq lists its product as uncharacterized. Lineage: Eukaryota; Metazoa; Arthropoda; Branchiopoda; Diplostraca; Daphniidae. The coding region runs from base 100 to 852 and encodes 250 amino acids. The transcript is spliced from 3 exons. The record is from RefSeq and is a predicted model, not a curated record.
GGGACUUGAGCAGUCUGUUGUUCAAGAGAUCAGCCAAUUGACCGAGUCUUGCUUGUCCAAGCUGCCCAUUAUAUUCAGUUUCUGUCGCGUGCUUUCGAAAUGCGUUUAACACUUUCUUUGCUUAUCUUGGCCGUGGUGAGUGCCGCGACUGGCAUAGACCAGCAGGAAAUGGAGGAGUCCGACUUCUACACGGCCGACGACUUUGAGCCGAAGGAGGGAGGCCUUCGACAGCAGAUGAUGACUUUGUCGUUGAUCAUUCCUGUCAGACCUACCCGACAGACGAUCAUGGAAUGGACCACUUCAACUUCCACCCUCGUUUGCACCAAAUAUACCGACACUCCUUGCGUUGUUCGCACUUCCGUCGUGGAGAGGCCGGAAAGGCCGUCCAGACGUCCUGCUCGACCUGGAAGACCAUCGGCAGUCUCGCCCUCACGAAAAUCACCAUUUGCGAUAGUUGAUGGAGGAAAGGGAAUUAUGAUUGACGAGGACUAUGCCGAUCAAUUCGCUAUUUUACCCUCUCGCAUUCAACGAGUCGAGUCUACCCAGUUGCCAACAUUUUCAGAGCGAGAGGCUCGCGCUGCCGAUCCGCAAUACGUUCUGAUGUACCGCAAUCCGAAUCGAGACAUUGAGCCGGGUUUCCAACCAAACGAUUUAUUCAAGUCCAUGGCCACGCCCAUGAACAGGCGAUUCUCUCGACCCGUCCUCAAUCUGCAACGCCAAUUCUUGCAAAAUUAUUGGUCGGUCACCAGAAGAUCAACCAUCACCGAACUUACCGUGUCCACGUCGACUCCUCUCUGCUCCACGACCGGCUCAAUUCCCCAAUGCGCAAUCAGUGACAACUUUCGGUGUUAGUCUGACGAAUUUAUUUCUAUUUAAAAAAAGCCAUUUUUGAGGUAAAUCCUGCAACGGAAUCAAUUCUGUCUGCAUCCGUUAAACAAAAGAAUGUCGUAUACCCAAUAACAUGACCUCAUCACUAACCCGCCAGUAUAAAGUAUAUUCAAAUAACUGUGCGUGAAUUGUCAACACAUUUCAUAAUUUAUUGUAAACCCAUCAUCCUGCUCUGAAUCAAUUAUAACCGAAAUUGUAUAGUGGAAUUGCACAAUCGUAAUGGCUGGGAAUUUGGAGGUAAUUAUUAUUUUACUGGAAAAGAUUUCAAAUGUCUACUGUAUACAAAAGCACAACCGAA